Molecule: messenger RNA, 3858 nt
Organism: Acomys russatus (golden spiny mouse)
Lineage: Eukaryota; Metazoa; Chordata; Mammalia; Rodentia; Muridae
Gene: Inpp5b
Product: inositol polyphosphate-5-phosphatase B
Biological process (GO): signal transduction; phosphatidylinositol dephosphorylation
Cellular component (GO): membrane; cytosol
Molecular function (GO): inositol-1,4,5-trisphosphate 5-phosphatase activity; phosphatidylinositol-4,5-bisphosphate 5-phosphatase activity
Source: RefSeq, a predicted model, not a curated record
AGCCAGAUUGGGUUAUUUCUCCAUUAUAAGACUCCUCUAGCUGAAAUUAAGGAGAAGUCUGCCUCCCUAUCCCUCUUUGGACAUACCACCAACCUUUCCCAGAGAAGUGCCAGAUGGACCGGAACUGCUUCCUGAAGAGGGUGUCAAAGCUAUGCCCAUAAGUAAGGGGCCCCGCAAGUAUACCAGACCCCACUGGGAGCAUCUCUUUGCCCUCCCAAAGUGAGAUCCAGCCAGCCAGGGGCAAAGGGGUGGAAACCCAUUUUCUGGAAACAUAGAGAGGCCCAUUGUAGGAAAGAAGGUGAGGACUCGGAGGGGAAGUGGGGACAACCAGACUCUCCCUUUUCCCUCCACAAAGGCCUUUUCUUCCAUGCCCGCAGGCCCCCAAAGCAGCUCAGUAACGGCAUGGGAGGGUCCCACCUGCCCUGCCCCAGGGUUUGACCGCUUAGCAUGGACCAGUCUGUGGCAAUCCAGGAGACCCUGGCUGAGGGGGAGUAUUGCAUCAUCAUAUCCUUCCUGGCUAUAGAGCAGCAGGCAGUACAAGGUGUGCUGUGUAAGGGAGAGAGCAGGCAGAGUCGUCUGCUGGGCCUGGUGCGGUACCGGCUGCUGGAAACUGACGCCCAGGAACAUGCCCUCUUCCUGUAUACACACCGGAGGAUGGCCAUCACAGGAGACGAUGUAUCUCUGGACCAGAUAGUGCCACUCUCAAAAGAUUUUAUGCUGGAAGAAGUGUCCCCAGAUGGUGAACUCUACAUCCUUGGCUCUGAUGUGACAGUCCAGCUGAACACAGCUGACCUCAGGCUUGUAUUCCAACUACCCUUUGGUUCACACACCAGAAUGUUCCUCCAGGAAGUUGCCAGAGCCUGCCCAGGUUUCGACCCAGAGACGCGGGAUCCCGAAUUCCUGUGGCUGUCCAGAUACAGGUGCGCCGAGCUAGAUGCCCAGUCGCUGGAACCGCGCGAGUGGAACUCGGACCCGGGUACACGGAGCGGGUUCACGUGCAUUGGAGGAGGCAGGUAUCAGUCUCGGAAUGCGUGGCGAUGAUUGGAGAAUGUCUUGCCCUACAUUCUGCUUUGGGGCAGAGCUACGGAGGAGCGGGAAUUUCUAUUGGCGGAGGAGGUGCAGGGGCGGGCCUGUGCGAGAACGGAGCGCGGCGGGCGGCGGGAUGAAGCGCUUGAGGAAGCAGACUGGGAAAUGUCGGCGGGCGGCGGCUCUCGGGAGCGCGACUGUGCAGGUGGAUCUAACUUUGACAGCUCGAAGCCAAAUGGGAGAGGCCUGCUUAUGGACCAGAGCUCUGGGGCCAGGUGUCCGGAUAAAUCAGAAAACUCUCUCACAAGACAGACUAAAACUAAGUCUGAAAUUACUGACAUGGUUCGCUCCUCCACGAUCACCGUAUCAGACAAGGCUCACAUUUUAUCCAUGCAGAAGUUUGGGCUGCGAGACACAAUCGUGAAAUCACAUCUCCUGCAGAAGGAAGAGGAUUAUACCUACAUCCAGAACUUCCGGUUUUUUGUGGGAACAUACAAUGUGAACGGACAGUCCCCCAAAGAAUGCCUCCGGCCCUGGCUGAGCCACAGCACCCAGGCCCCGGACGUGUACUGUGUAGGGUUCCAGGAGCUUGAUCUGAGUAAGGAAGCCUUCUUCUUUCACGAUACCCCAAAGGAGGAAGAGUGGUUUAAGGCUGUGUCAGAGAGCCUUCACCCAGGUGCCAAGUAUGCCAAGGUGAAGCUCAUCCGACUGGUUGGCAUCAUGUUGCUGCUGUACGUCAAACAGGAACAUGCGGCCUUUAUCUCAGAAGUGGAAGCUGAGACUGUGGGGACAGGAAUCAUGGGGAGGAUGGGUAACAAAGGAGGCGUGGCCAUAAGGUUCCAGCUGCACAACACCAGCGUCUGCGUAGUCAAUGCCCACCUGGCAGCCCACACCGAAGAGUAUGAGAGGAGGAACCAGGACUACAGAGACAUUUGUUCUCGAAUGCAGUUCUCUCAGGUGGACCCGACCCUCCCCCCACUCACCAUCAGCAAGCACGAUGUGAUCUUGUGGCUGGGGGACCUCAACUACAGAAUAGAAGAGCUGGAUGUGGAAAAGGUGAAAAAGCUCGUGGAAGAGAAGGCCUUUCAAACCCUGUAUGCGUAUGACCAGCUGAAAAUCCAAGUGGCUGCCAAGACUGUCUUUGACGGUUUCACAGAGGGCGAGCUCACGUUCCAGCCUACUUACAAGUACGAUACUGGCUCUGAUGACUGGGAUACCAGUGAGAAGUGUCGUGCUCCUGCCUGGUGUGACCGAGUCCUGUGGAAAGGAAAGAACAUCACUCAGCUGAGUUACCAGAGCCACAUGACCUUGAAGACCAGUGACCACAAGCCCGUCAGCUCAGUGUUUGACAUUGGGGUGAGGGUUGUGAAUGAAGAACUCUACCGGAAAACGCUGGAGGAAAUUGUCCGCUCCCUGGAUAAGAUGGAAAAUGCCAACAUUCCUUCUGUGACACUCUCCAAGCGCGAGUUCUGUUUUGAGAAUGUAAAGUACAUGCAGUUGCAAACCGAGUCCUUCACGAUUCAUAACGGCCAAGUGCCGUGUCAGUUUGAAUUCAUCAACAAGCCUGAUGAAGAGUCCUACUGUAAGCAGUGGCUGACUGCCAAGCCCAGCAGAGGCUUCCUCUUGCCAGAUUCUCAAGUUGAGAUUGAGUUGGAGCUCUUUGUAAAUAAGGCUACCGCCACAAAACUCAAUUCAGGCAAAGACAAAAUCGAAGACAUUCUGGUCUUGCACUUGGACCGGGGAAAGGAUUACUUUUUGUCGGUGUCUGGAAACUACCUGCCCAGCUGUUUUGGGUCUCCCAUCCAUACAUUGUGCUACAUGAGGGAGCCAAUCUUGGACCUACCGCUGAAAAUUGUUAGUGAGCUGACUUUGAUGCCAGUGCAGACCGCAGAUGACAGGAGCCAGUUGGAGAGCCCCAUGGAAAUCCCCAAAGAACUCUGGAUGAUGGUCGACUAUCUCUAUAGAAAUGCUGUCCAGCAGGAAGAUCUGUUUCAACAGCCAGGCCUGAGGCCGGAAUUUGAGCAUAUAAGGGACUGUCUGGACACUGGAAUGAUUGAUAACCUCUGUGCUAACAACCAUUCUGUAGCCGAAGCCUUGCUGCUUUUCCUCGAGAGCCUGCCAGAGCCUGUCAUCUGUUACAGCGCCUACCAUAACUGCUUGGAGUGUUCUGGCAAUUACACAGCAAGCAAACAGGUAAUUUCUACUCUCCCUACAUUCCACAAAAAUGUUUUCAACUACCUGAUGGCGUUUUUGCAAGAAUUGCUGAAAAAUUCAGCAGAAAAUCAUUUGGAUGAAAAUAUUCUGGCUAGCAUAUUUGGCAGCUUACUCCUCCGAAACCCAGCUGGUCACCAAAAGCUUGACAUGGCAGAGAAGAAGAAGGCCCAGGAGUUCAUUCACCAGUUCCUCUGCAGUCCACGCUGAGCCUCAGUGCUCCUCCUGAUUUCCCGAAGGCAGCCACAAUCGUCAGCCCCACCUGUUUCAGCUCAAGAGCUGCCUUAAGAUGCUCCAAGGCUAGCUGGAAGCAAGAACGGCAGCUACCUGUUUCUUGAGCCUAGACCCACCCGUUACCCAUGCCAUUAGCUAGCAUACUCAGUGACUUGUGAAGACAUGGGGGCGAUCCACCAUAACAGAACUGACAUUUGAUGUUCAACUUUAGUUAACACAAAUAGACCUCUAUUCGUUUUUACUUAAAAAUGUAAAGUAACUGUACUUUGCCUUAGUCAACCUGCCUCCAGUCAGGGGGUUCCCUGUAUCCCGUAAUGAGCAGCAUCUCAUGAUCAGAUGUGUGGACUAACUGAAGACCCUGAAGGAGAAUGAGUUGGACAGCAGGGA